This is a messenger RNA of Exophiala bonariae, 1452 nucleotides long. RefSeq lists its product as uncharacterized. Gene Ontology annotation, molecular function: DNA-binding transcription factor activity. Gene Ontology annotation, biological process: regulation of DNA-templated transcription. The record is from RefSeq and is a predicted model, not a curated record. Lineage: Eukaryota; Fungi; Ascomycota; Eurotiomycetes; Chaetothyriales; Herpotrichiellaceae. Bases 1 to 1452 code for a protein of 483 amino acids. The transcript has a single exon.
AUGGCGACUACAAGCCCAGCAGUCGCGGGGUCUACUGUUGUGGAACUGAAGCGUCCCGCACCAACGACCAGUAAUAGUGGCCCUCAGUCAACGAAAAAGAAACCCUACGUGCGUCAACUCACCGACAAGCGGCGCGAGCAGAACAGACGCGCCCAGAAGAUCUACCGUGAGAAACUAAGGAAGAGGCUUGAAGACCUCGAGGAGCAAGCUGCCGCCACUGGCACGACCAGUACCAGUAGUUCGAGUGCCCUCGGAACGCCUGCCUCGAGGUCCACGGUAAAUCAUGUCCCAAUAAGAGGAUCGUCCCGGCAGGAGACAAGUGGCUUAGAUGUCGCGCCACUUGUCGCUGCAGGAGACAAGGCUGCAGAGUACUUGAACUCUCGGAUGAUCAGGAUCGAAGACGCCUUUCUCGCCGCGGGCGAUCUUCCUAUAUCUCAUAAUCCGCUCACGAUCGGAGUCCAGUUUGAUGUGAUUCCUAGUCCACCGGCGUCGGAACCAGAGCCGGAGCCGACGCCAGAAUCCAUUCAUACACAUGACGACUAUGGAGACCUCGAUCUUCGACCCAUCUGGCCAAUGCCCCCUCGCAAGGGUAAUAGGCCAUAUCUCCACGACACACCUUCCUCAUCAUACGAUCUGGCACUGACGGCAAUCAGUGCACGGCGUGCGCCCAACUCCCCACGAUCUUCAGUCACGUCUUCAAAGACCGUGCCGGAUAUCUAUGCCAACAAUCUUCGUUUAGUUGGCGUUGGCACCAUUGAAGCAUCCAUUGCCGUUGGCCUAUGCCUCAGGAUCACGCGCUCUGCGUAUAUCAACGAUCACCCAUCCCCGUUCCCUGGAUGCUGCGUCGCAUUGAACAGCGAUGCCGCCGGGCCGAAAUCGAUCGGGUACAAUUUCUUCCAAACACACUUCGCCAUCACAACCAAGCUGUCCGAGCAUAUCAGCGGCGUGAGGGGCGCGCUGAGGCCGUCGCCAGCGCAGAUGAUGAAUCCACAUCCUUGCUACCUCGACUGCAUCGUGUUCCCAUACUUCCGGGAUCAGACAGUGCAGGCGUCGAUGCAGGGUAUCCUAGACCAUGAGCAGUUGUUCUUGGAUAUAUUUCAUGGAGGUCUCGUGUGCUGGGGCGGCGCCUCAGACAUGGCCAAGUCCCGCCGAGCUCGCAAGCGUCAGAUGAGUGAUAAUGUCGCCUGGAGUACCCGCAGCUGGGAGGCCAAGAAGUGGUUCCUCCGUAAGUACAGCUGGUUGAUCGGGACCGAGGAAGACGAAGACAAGAGAGGUGACGCUGACGGGAUCUGGAAGAGCAGCCGUUGGUGGUGGAAUAUGAGAGGCGAUGUUGACAGUGAGGAUGAUGGGGAUGACAGUGGAAAUGGGGAAGACGAUGAUGGAGAGGACCCCUUUGUUGUGGAGAAUACGAUACCGAUUGAAUUUAAAUGGGGGGAGAUGGGGGCAUCAUGA